AUGGCCGCCGCAGCCGGGGGCAGCUGCCCCGCCGAGUCGCUGGGCUAUUGCCUGGCCCAGCUGCGGGGCGGGGCCGAGCCCGGGCUGGGCCGGGCCCUGCUGGCCCUGCGGACCUGGCACAUCAAGCAGCCCGGCGGGAUCGAGCGGUUCCGGGCCCGCGGGGGGCUGGGGCCCCUGCUGGGGCUCCUGGCUGGGGCCCUCCGGCCCCGCCGCACCCUCGACCUGGCCCUCAGCAUCCUGGGCAACUGCUGCACCGAGGGGGGGAGCCGGGCCCAGGUGCGGGAGCUGGGGGGGAUCCCCUCGCUGGUUAUGAUCCUGAAAUCGCUUGGAGUCGAAAGUAUCCACAACCGAACAGCACGGGCCCUGGGCAACCUGGCCAUUGAUGUAGAGAACCUGCAGGCUAUCCAUGAUGCCGGCACGGUGGCACCCCUGGUACAAGUCCUUGCCAGCUCCCAGGACAGCGAGUGCCUACAGAGCAUCAUUCGGGCCCUGCGCAACCUGGGUGCCACCCCAGCGCACCGUCUGGCGCUGGCCCAGCAGGGCGCAGUGCGGGUCAUCUCCGAGCGCCUGGCUGCCAGCCCCGACGACCCCGCCCUGGCUGCUGCGGCUGCCCGGGCCCUGCUAGAGCUCACCAAGGGCUGCAGCCGGGACUGCGCCGAGCAGCUAAGCCUGGGGGGCGGGGUGGCGCCCCUGGUGGCGUUAGCUGGGCACAGCAAGCGGGCGGUGCGGGAGGCGGCCGUCUCGGCGCUGUCCAAUCUCUGCCUGCAGGGGAUGCUGCGGCCGGCGGUGGGCAAUGCCGGGGGCGUGGCGGUGCUGGUUGGGGAGAUCCAGCGCCGGCGCGGGGCGGGAGCCGCCGGUGCCAUCCUGCAGCCCCUGGUCAGGGCGCUGUGCCUGCUGUGCCGGGAGGCAAUGAACCGCAGCCGGGUGCGGGAGGCCGGCGGGCUAGAGCUGCUGCUGGCGCUGCUGCAGGAUGGGCGCCAGCGAGGCUGCCACGCCCGCGUGGUCGUGGCCUUUGUGGCCUUCUUCUACGACCAGGAGGCGCUGGAGGUUCUGCAGGCCGGCGGGCUGGUGGCCCUGCUUGUGGAGCGGCUGGUGGCCCAGGGCCAGUGGGCUGCGCGCUGCGAGGAGGAGGACAAGGAAGAGGAGGGAGACAGCGAGGACGAGCGGGACGCUGCCUCCUUUGACUUCCCCCCCGAGGGGCGACGGGAGAGCGGGGCACCAGAAGGGGAGUCAUCCAGCUUCCAGAGACUCAGGUCCUGGCUGCUCUCCGAGGGUUACAUUGCCAGUCCCGGCGACCUGUCCCCGCAGUGGUCCCCCGACGGCUCCCUCAGCCCCACCCUCGAGCUGCAGGACGACACGCCGGGGCCUGGCCGGCUGCCUGCGGGGCUGGGCUCGCCCACCUGCUUAGCUCCUCCGUCGCUGGAUCCGGCUGCCAGGGUGCAGUGCUUGGCACCCGUGGCAGAGCCGGACUCAACCGUGGCUGAUGGGAGCCAUGUGGCAGAGACGCCAGAUGCCGAGGCACCAGUCGUGGCACGUUUGGCUACAGCCAGAGCUGACAGGCACCAUCCAGCAGAGUUACUGCCAGGCACGGCACCAGAUUUGGCUGCCAGGCACCAUACGGCAUUGCCAAAUCCUGCCAGAACGGGUGACCACAGCGCAGCUCCCGUGGUGCUGCUGGCUACACCAAAGUCCACUGGGACCAGGAAAGAUCAUCCGGCACAGAUUGCACUGGAUGCUGCCGGCAGCGCCCGGAACCUGCAGGCUCCGUUGCUGCUGUCGGCGACCCCGAAUGAGGAGCUCCCGCCAAACUUCGCUCUGACUGACCUGCAAAAUCCAGCACGGUUCCCGGCUGCGGCAGCCACCGAAGAGUUGUGUCCAGGCAUGCUGGUUCCAGCCGGGCCUGGCUGGCACGUCAUGGAACCAUCAGACGAGCCAGGCCCAGCGCUGGCACCGCCAAUUCCCGCCGGGACAAGCCAGUCUGAUGGGGCACCAAGCCCCGUUCCCGAGCAUCUGAAUCCGGUGUCACCAAUUCCCGCUGGGGCCAGCCGGUCUGAUCGGGCACCAAGCCCCGUUCCCGAGCAUCUGAAUCCGGUGUCACCAAUUCCCACCGAUGCCAGCCAGUCCGAUCUGGCACCGAGCCCCAUUCCUGAGCAUCUGCAUCCAAUGUCACCAAUUCCCACUGGGACCAGCCGGUCCGAUCCGGCACCGAGCCCAAUUUCCAAGGAUCUACGUCUGGUUUCUCCGAUUCCUACUGGGACUGCCAAUGACUUCCUGGAGCCCCAGCCCACUGCUUUCUCCUCGCGGCGCCGCGGCAAAUCACGUCCCCAUCCGGACGCGGCCCCCUGCACUCCGGCUCCGUUCCGCCCCCCGGGCGAGGUCCUGGCCCCGCAGUUCUUGCUGUGGGGUGGGGAGGAGGAGCUAUCGGCCCCCGAGGCGCCCGCCCUGCUGCUGCUCUCCCGCUUCUCCCAAGCCGAGGAUCCCAGCCGCAGCCUGGUGACGGGCCCGGUGCUGCGGGGGCUGCUGGCCUAUGUCACCGGAGCCCCCGCCCCGCUACCCCGCUGCCUGCGGCUGCUGCACCGGCUCACGUGCAACCCCGUCUGCCUGGAGGCCUUCGUGCGCUGCCACGCCCCCUCCCUGCUGCGGGCCUGGCUGGUGCUGGGCGUGCCCCCAGAGGAGGCUGCCGCUGUGGGACAAGAGACCCCCAGAACUCCGGGCAGCGGGCACCGGCAUGGCAGGAGGUUCAAGGAGUUGGGCGAGACCCUGCUGUGCAAUCUCUGCGUCCAGGCUGAGUCGGCCUUCGGGGCGGGCGUCCUCACUCACAUGCUGCUCUCGGGCGCCGAGGCCGACCAAGUGGCUUGUGCCAUGGCCCUGCCCCUCAUCUGCAGGAAGAAGUCCCUCUGCCGGAGGCUGCUCCUGGAGCACUCUGGCCUGCGCCUCCUGCUGGCUGCCUUGACACGUGGUGCCGACCCGCCCUUCAUCUUCUACGCUGUGGACUCGCUCUCCCUGCUGCUGGGUGCUGCCGCCCCCCUCCCUGCCCCGCCCGCCCCCAAGCGCUCCCGGCUGGCAGCCUCCCCGCCGUGCCCCUACGAGCGGCUGGUGAAGGCAGGCGGGGCGGACCUGCAGUUCCGGUUGGACUCGGGCGCCCUGGUGCUGGCCUCGCGCCAGGCCGCGUGCGCCGGCUCCGACGUCCUGCGGGCCAUGCUGGCGGGCGGGUUUGCUGAGGCGCGCCAGGCCCUGGUGCCCAUCCACGGGGUGGCGCCUGCCCCCUUUCUGGUGCUGACCCACUUCCUGCAUGGCUGCCGGGGCGAGCUGUGCCCGGCCCUGGGGGGCCCGUUCCCACCCAGCGAGGGGGAGCUGGCGGAGCAGACGCUGGCGGUGGCCGAGCAGUUCCUGCUGCCCGAGCUGCAGGAGCUGGUAGAGGAGGCAUUGUGCCGGCAGUACCUGCGCCCUGGCGGUAGCCUGGACCAGCUGUACCGGCUCGGGGAGCGGCUGGGCCGGGGGCAGCUGCUGCGGCGCUGUGCCCGCUACGUCCUGCUGGGGGCGUCAGAGGAGCCCACCAGCCGAGCGGCCGCGCUGGCGCGGAUCCUCCGAGUCACCAGUGACCCCAAGGAACUGGCCCAGGAGCUGCUGGCGGUUGCCAUGGAGACGCCAUGGGGAGUGGGCACUGAUGGGACCUAG
Emys orbicularis (European pond turtle) is the source of this 3678-nucleotide messenger RNA. RefSeq names its product armadillo repeat containing 5 (gene ARMC5). Gene Ontology annotation, molecular function: protein binding. NCBI's taxonomy places the organism in Eukaryota, Metazoa, Chordata, Testudines, Emydidae. The transcript has 7 exons. The record is from RefSeq and is a predicted model, not a curated record. Gene Ontology annotation, cellular component: cytosol. Bases 1 to 3678 code for a protein of 1225 amino acids. Gene Ontology annotation, biological process: anatomical structure morphogenesis.